AUGGCUCUUCCGAUCGGCGCAAUCGCAGGCGUUACUGCCGCUGCAGCCUACAUCGACGCCAAAUACCACAUCACCAAAGACCUCAAGGGCCAACGCGUCCUGAAAGCUGCCGCGCGCGAUCUCGAGAAGAAUGCACAAGGCAGAGGCCAAUCUCUGUGGUACCAAUUCGAAGCCCAAGUCCACCGCCUGCCCUCGACCGAAGAAUGCAUCUGGUCCCGAACCGGCUGCUACACCUGGGCCGAAACCUACGCGAACGCCUGCCGAUACGGCCAAUACCUCCGCCAGAAUGGCGUCGUUCCCGGGCAGCUCUUUGCCAUGUACAUGAUGAACCGGCCGGAGUUCCUCUUUGCACAUCUAGGUAGCUGGAGCAUAGGAAGCGCGCCGGCGUGGAUCAACUACAACCUUGCAGGCGAUGCGCUGGUGCAUUGCUUGAAAAUCAGCGGCGCCAAGGUGCUGCUUGUGGAUGAAGACCAGGAGUGCAGAGACCGCAUCGAGGCGGUUAGGGAGAGAUUGGAGAGCGAAUUGGGCAUGACUGUACUGGUCUUGGACACCGGGUUGAAGGGAGAGAUAUCGAGGUUGGAACCUACUAGGCCUGAGGAUGAGCUUAGGGUGGGUAUGAAGGGGAAGUUCCCGCUCUUCCUGUUCUACACAAGUGGCACAACCGGACACCCGAAAGCUUGCCCCUUCGAGACGCAAAGAGCAGUCGGCUUGACACAACGUGUGGGUGCUAUGGGACUGAAGACAGGACCCAACGGCGACAGGUGGUAUGUUUGCAUGCCGCUAUACCACGGCACUGGAGGCACGACGGCACUCGUCUGCAUGGUCACCGGCCUUACAUGCUGUAUCGGCACCAAGUUCUCUACAUCGAAAUUCUGGACCGACGUACGCGAUUCGAGAUCCACCGCCAUGGUCUACGUAGGAGAGACAGCUCGUUACCUUCUCAACGCCCCUCCUAGCGACCUCGACCGGAAACACAACGUUAGAGCCAUGUUCGGCAAUGGUCUUCGUCCCGACGUAUGGCAGCGCUUUGUCGAUCGCUUCGGCAUCGAGAUCGUCGGCGAGUUCUUCAACAGCACAGAAGGCGUCAUGGCGCUUUUCAAUGGCUCGCGUGGGCCUUUCACAGCAACUUCAGUUGGACACCAGGGUCUCAUCGAGCGCUGGCGCUCCCACAACACAUACGUCCCAGUCGAGAUCGAUUUCGUAAGCGGAGACCUCUUGCGCGAUCCCAAGACUGGCUUCUGCAAACGCAAGUCCUACGAGGAGGGCAGUGAGAUCCUCGUACAGAUGCCGAGCGAGCAAGCCUUUGUCGGCUACUGGAACAACCCCGAUGCUACCGAGAAACGCUUCGAACGCAAUGUUUUCAGGAAGGGCGACCUGUAUUACCGUACAGGCGACGCUCUCCGUCGCGACGCGGACGGCCGCUGGUUCUUCAUGGACCGCCUCGGCGACACCUUCCGCUGGAAGUCGGAGAACGUGAGCACAGCCGAAGUCAGCGAAGCACUUGGUUCUUUCCCCGGAAUUCAAGAAGCAAACGUCUAUGGUGUCGAAGUGCCUGGCUACGACGGCCGCGCAGGAUGUGCAGCCAUCUACAUCGACCCCGCACAUCUCGACUCAUUCAACUUCAACGCGCUACUUGCGCACGCGAAGGAGAAGCUGCCGAAAUACGCAGUGCCUGUUUUCUUGAGGAUACAGAAACAGCAAACUACGAUGCACAACAACAAGCAGAACAAAGUUCCGCUGAGGAAUGAUGGUAUCGAUCUGAGGAAGCUUAUGGAGAGGGCGGAUAAAGAGGCGAGGGAGCAAGGAAAGGAAGAGGCGGAAUACGAUACCAUGUACUGGCACCCGACUGCUCUUGGGUCUGGAAAAGGCAAGAGUGGCGGUGAUGAUGGAUAUGUUGUAUUCACCAUGGCGGAUUGGGAUUUGCUGAAGGGAAGUGUAGAUGUAGAGGGUGGUGCCAAGCUGUAA
Molecule: messenger RNA, 1965 nt
Organism: Alternaria viburni
Lineage: Eukaryota; Fungi; Ascomycota; Dothideomycetes; Pleosporales; Pleosporaceae
Product: putative NRPS-like protein biosynthetic cluster
Exons: 4
Coding region: 1-1965 (654 amino acids)
Molecular function (GO): long-chain fatty acid transmembrane transporter activity; long-chain fatty acid-CoA ligase activity
Source: RefSeq, a predicted model, not a curated record